This is a messenger RNA of Cucumis sativus (cucumber), 2756 nucleotides long. RefSeq names its product protein SCARECROW 1. NCBI's taxonomy places the organism in Eukaryota, Viridiplantae, Streptophyta, Magnoliopsida, Cucurbitales, Cucurbitaceae. Gene Ontology annotation, cellular component: nucleus. Gene Ontology annotation, biological process: regulation of DNA-templated transcription; bundle sheath cell fate specification; gravitropism. Gene Ontology annotation, molecular function: sequence-specific DNA binding; DNA-binding transcription factor activity. The record is from RefSeq and is marked provisional.
AUGGCUGCUUACGCUUUGCUCAACGAUUCCACCCCCCGUGGUGUUAAUGGCGGUUUUGAUGAUAGUCCUUUGACUAGUGCUUCCACUAAUAGCAACGGUAGUGACGAACUUAAUCAUCAACAGAUUGUUCAGGUUCCUCAACCAAGAUUGCCGGUUGGAAAAAUGGUGAGGAAGAGAAUCGCCUCGGAGAUGGAGAUUGAAGGACUCGACAGCGGCGGCGGCGGCGGCGGCGGCGGUAGGAGGUACUACUGCUGUUCAUCCACGGUUUUGCCGCGGACUCUAGCCUCUGAUCGUCCUUUGGAGAAAAUAAGACGAAUGUGAAUUAUUGUUCUUCUUCAAACCCUAGCCAUGGCGGCAACCACUCCACUGUUGUGCAUUUUAACCGCUCUGACGUCAGUUGUAAUCGAAGGGUCAAAUUUAUCAAACCCUCCUUCUGGUUCUGAUGCCACGGUCUCUUCCACUACCUCCAACAACAAUCUUCUUGAUAGUACUCUUCCUGUUCUUCGUCCUCAACCCCACCAUCACCAUUUGCAGAAUCCUGCAGUCUGUGGUUUUUCUGGCUUGCCUUUGUUUCCACCGGAAUCAAAUCACCACCAUAAUAAGUUAAAUACUCGUAAUAACCCUUUUCCUCUUCCUAAUCCAUCUCAGGUUCUUCUUCAUAAUCCUCCUACUACUGCUACUACCUCCAUUAUCGCCGCCGCUUCUUCUCCUAUGGACGAUUCCUCCGCCACUGCUUGGAUCGACGGUAUCAUUAAGGACUUAAUCCAUAGCUCCACUGCCAUAUCCAUUCCUCAGCUCAUUCAGAACGUUCGUGAGAUUAUCUACCCGUGUAACCCAAAUCUUGCGAAUCUUCUUGAGUUUCGUCUUCGUACUUUGACGGACCCUAGUGUUCCUAACUUCGCUACUGAGGAUCAUCGAGUGAGAAAGUCCCCUUUGCCGUUGCCGGCGCCGGUUGCUGGACUGGGGUUGCAGCAGAGGCAGUUUAACCAAGAGCAGCAUGAACAAGAACAUGAUUGUUCUGGACUAAAGCUUAAUCUCGAUUCUACUUCUCUGCAUAAUCUUUCUAAUUUUCCCUCUCAGCCGCCGUUUCAUGAGCCGUACCUUCAAUGGGGGGCGACCCCUCCGCCUGUCCCCACUCCCUCCGCCGCUGCCGCCGGCGAGGAUGCCUUACAGCGCCUCCCUGGUCAUCAUCAACUUAAUCUAUCGUCCGUUACACCGUCGUCGCUUGUUUCUUUAAAUCAUGUCCCUUCUAAGCCACAAUCAGAACAGCAGAACUCUUGUACUAAGGCGGCGGCGGCUGCACAGCCAGCUCCAGCACCACCAUCGACGAGCAAUAACCCUUCAGCGACUGCUUUGCUGAUUAGAGAGAUAAAAGAGGAGAUGAGGCAGCAGAAGAGAGACGAGGAAGGGCUACAUCUCUUGACUUUGCUUCUUCAAUGCGCAGAAGCCGUUUCAGCUGAUAAUUUAGAAGAAGCCAACAAGAUGCUCUUGGAAAUCUCCGAGCUAUCGACACCGUUCGGCACAUCGGCCCAGAGGGUGGCGGCGUAUUUCUCUGAAGCAAUGUCGGCGAGGCUUGUGAGCUCUUGUUUGGGCAUAUAUGCAGCUCUGCCGCCGUCGUUGGUGCCCCAUACACACAGCCAGAAAAUAGCCUCGGCCUUCCAAAUCUUCAAUGGCAUAAGCCCAUUUGUCAAAUUCUCACAUUUCACAGCCAAUCAAGCCAUACAAGAAGCUUUUGAAAGAGAAGAGAGAGUUCACAUCAUAGAUCUAGACAUCAUGCAAGGACUUCAAUGGCCUGGCCUGUUCCACAUCUUGGCGUCUAGACCCGGUGGGCCGCCGUACGUCCGCCUUACAGGGCUGGGGACCUCUCAGGAAGUUCUUGAAGCCACUGGCAAACGCCUCACUGAAUUUGCUGAGAAGCUUGGCCUUCCGUUUGAUUUCUUUCCCGUGGCUGAUAAAAUUGGCAAUCUAGACUUGGAAAGGCUCAACGUGAGCAAGAGAGAAGCCGUUGCUGUUCAUUGGAUGCAGCAUUCUCUUUAUGAAGUUACUGGUUCCGAUUCCAAUACGCUAUGGCUUUUGCAAAGAUUGGCUCCGAAAGUUGUGACGGUGGUGGAACAAGAUCUGAGCCACACAGGCUCUUUCUUGGGGAGAUUCGUUGAAGCCAUUCAUUACUAUUCAGCACUGUUUGACUCAUUAGGUGUGAGCUAUGGCGAAGAGAGUGAAGAAAGACAUUUAGUGGAGCAGCAACUGUUAUCAAGGGAAAUCAGAAACGUGUUGGCUGUCGGAGGGCCGUCGAGGAGCGGCGAAGUGAAGUUCCAAAACUGGAGAGAAAAACUGCAGCAAUCUGGGUUUAAGGGGAUUUCCCUCGCCGGAAAUGCUGCAACUCAGGCCACUCUCCUCCUCGGAAUGUUCCCUUCCGAUGGGUAUACGCUUGUAGAAGACAAUGGUACUUUGAAACUUGGGUGGAAGGAUCUUUGUUUGCUCACGGCCUCAGCUUGGAAGCCGCCGUUUCAUCAUCAUGCGGCGGCGGCGGCGGCGGCGGUCACCAACAACCAUAUUCCCCGUUACUGAGGUUCUUUCUUUUUCCUUAUGAUUUUUUUUUAAUAAAAAUUCUAUAUAGUGUUGUUUUUUGAUUUUGAUAAUAUCAUCUUUGUGUUAUUAUCAUUUUUCCCUUUUUCUUUGAUGGCCUUCCCCACCAAUCAUAAUGUCAAAGCUUUUGAGCUUGAUAUUCUUCUUGUUAUGAUUAUAGCCUUUUUCUC